AUGGCGAGCUCUGGGCCCAACGCGGAGCCAAAGCUCCUCUGGAACGCGGAGAAUGUCAAAGACGUCGCCGAAUCCGUGGGCAUCGGGGCCCUGUCCGAGGAGGCGCUCAAGGCGCUCACGCAAGACGUCGAAUACCGAAUCGGCCAGGUCAUCAUCGAGGCCCUGCGCCUCAUGCGCGCCUCCCGCCGCACGACAAUGACAGUCAACGACAUCUCCCUCGCGCUCAAGGUCCUCGACGCCGAGCCACUGUACGGGUACGACUCGACCCGACCGCUGCGCUUUGGCGAGGCGAGCCUUGGCCCCGGCCAGCCGCUGUUCUACAUUGAAGACGAAGAGGUCGAUUUCGAGAAGCUCAUCAACGCGCCACUGCCCAAGGUGCCCCGCGACAUGAGCCUGACGGCGCAUUGGCUCGCGAUUGAGGGCGUGCAGCCGUCGAUACCGCAGAAUCCCACCACGGCCGAGUCGCGGUCCCAGGAGCUGCUGCCCAAGGGACCUGGCGCGAACCCAGCGCUCGCCGCCCUCGCCGGCAACGACAACCCCUCGAUGAAGCCCUCUGUCAAGCAUAUCGUGAGCAAGGAGCUCGUUCUCUACUUUGAAAAGAUCCAGGCCGCCAUCCUGGACGACAGUCCGGACGAGGAGGUGGUCCGUCUACGACAGGCUGCACUGGGCUCGGUGAGGGACGACCCGGGCUUGCACCAGCUCGUGCCUUACUUCAUCAACUACAUCAUGGACCGUGUCACGCAUAACUUGGACGACACGUUUGUCUUGAAGCAGAUGAUGGCACUCACAAACGCUCUCAUCGAGAACAAGACCCUAUUCCUCGACCCGUACGCCAGCCCUCUGUCUGCGCCGGUCCUGACCUGUCUCAUGGCCCGCAAGCUCGGCAUGGACGACAGCACCGCCGCACUCAAGGAGCAGUACGACCUGCGGCAGUUGGCAGCGUCACUGGUGGGGCGCAUUGCGCGCAAGUACGCCGCCUCGAAUAAUGGCCUGCGGCCCAAACUCACCCGCACCUGUCUGAAGUACUUCCUAGACCCUACCAAGCCGCCCGCGGUGCUCUACGGGGCCAUCCAGGGUCUGUUCGAGGCGGGCGGCGCGGAAGCCGUCCGCGUGCUCGUGCUACGCAACUUGAAGCCGUUCGAUGAGCACAUCCUGAGCCCCCUGCGCCAGUCGUUCGAGUCGGACAUCAACUACCAGAUGCUCGUGCAGGGCAUCGUGCAGGCCGUCAGCUCCAUUGCGCCCAGUGGCGAGGGUCUCGUGGGCGCCGUGAGUAACGGUGCCGCGAGUGAGGCGGACACAGCGGCCCUCAAGGACUGGAUCGGCAGCAUUGUGGGCGAAAAGAUUGCGGCGUCAGGAAACCAGCAGCUGAUAGAGGCGGUCUUGGACGCGCGGAACUUGGGGUGA
Emericellopsis cladophorae is the source of this 1404-nucleotide messenger RNA. RefSeq names its product transcription initiation factor tfiid subunit 6. Gene Ontology annotation, cellular component: transcription factor TFIID complex; SAGA complex; SLIK (SAGA-like) complex. Gene Ontology annotation, biological process: transcription initiation at RNA polymerase II promoter; RNA polymerase II preinitiation complex assembly. Gene Ontology annotation, molecular function: protein heterodimerization activity; transcription coactivator activity; RNA polymerase II general transcription initiation factor activity. The coding region runs from base 1 to 1404 and encodes 467 amino acids. The record is from RefSeq and is a predicted model, not a curated record. The transcript has a single exon. NCBI's taxonomy places the organism in Eukaryota, Fungi, Ascomycota, Sordariomycetes, Hypocreales, Bionectriaceae.